AUGAAAGCUGAUAUUUCUGGAGGGCCAAAGCCGAAGAAGAGAAAAGAAGAUUGCGAUGAGGAAUGGUCCUGGAAGUCAGAUGCGUCUGUUGGAGAAGAAAGACUUCAAGAAUUUCUCUUUGACGGGUACAGUAAAUUGGCGUUACCUGUCAAGGGCGCCUUGGACAAGCUUUACAUCAAUUUCAGCCUAGCAAUUUCGCAGAUAGUGGACGUGGAUGAAAGAAACCAAGUGCUGACUUCGAAGGUGUGGGUUAAACAGGUGUGGAAUGACUACAACCUCAAGUGGAAUCCUGAUGAGUUUGACGGCAUCGAGAGGAUAAAGGUACCAAGUGACGCCAUAUGGAUUCCGGAUAUCCUCAUUUACAACAAUGCCAACGGGUCAUUUGACAUGCAAACUGGAGCCUGGGCGAGCGUAGACAGCAACGGCAACGUCAACUGGUCUCCGCCCGCAGUCUACAAGAGCUCGUGUAAGAUCGACGCACAGUACUUUCCUUUCGACGAGCAGAACUGUACCAUGAAGUUCGGGUCGUGGACCUACGACUUUGGAAAGAUUGACUUGAUACCUUCCAGCCCGAGUGCAGAGAAGAAAGAUUAUUGGGAGAACGGUGAAUGGGCGAUCAUCCAGUCUCCGUGCGAACGGCACGUCAUCAGCUACCUGUGCUGUGCCGAAGUGUACGUCGAUGUCACAUGUACUUUUCUCCUACGCCGGAUGCCGUUGUAUUAUUUCGCCUAUUUGUUGCUGCCCUGCGGCCUAAUCUCCUUCAACACCGUCUUGGUGUUCUACUUACCACCGGAUAUCAGUGAGAAAAUGUCACUUUGUACCUCCGUCUUGCUGUCCAUGGCGUGGUUCCUCUUGCUUGUCACGCAGCGCAUCCCGCCCACAGGCAACAACUUCCCUCUAAUCGUCAAGUACCUUCUGUUCACGAUGGUUGUGGUGUCUUCCUCGAUCAUUCUCACAGUGUUUGUGCUGAACAUUCGCUACCGAUCGCCCCACACCCACAAGAUGCCAAAGUGGGUCAGAACCAUAUUCAUUAAUAUCCUCCCAAAAUACAUUGCCUUAAAAAGACCAGAGCGAUACGACCAGAGGUGUCGUAACGUUGGAGUUGCGUUGACAAGGGAGGCAGUGACUACAAAAUAUGUAGACGCAAAAAAACUUGUUAUGGAGAGCAAGGGCAAUAGUUAUACAGUACGGUUGCGCAAUGAGGUGGAUCGUGAAAAUGGACUGGAGACAGAUUCAGAUGGUGACGUCAUCACAUCAGGUAACCAUGAGCGGAAUGGUGAUGCAUGCGGGGCCGGGGACGGGAGUAGACACCCAUCCUUCUCCCUUACACCCACCUACUGGGCCGCUGCUGCCUCCUCUGCCACUGGCAAGGCAGACGCUCCAUCUAGCUCCAACGGACUUCGCAGAACAAGUCCAGCGGGUCAAGAAGAGCGCCAGUCAUCUAGUCGGUUCCUACCCUCUACCAAUCACGAUCCUGACCCCUGCGAGGCCAUGAAUGUACACAGGGCAGUGGAAGAAAUCAUGUACAUGACGUCGAGAUAUAGAAACGAGGAUGACUUGGUUAGGGCACGAGAGGAUUGGAAGUACGUUGCCAUGGUAGUAGACCGCAUCUUCCUCAUCAUCUUUCUCUGCGGUGUCUUCGCUGGCACCAUCACAAUCAUGUUAGAGGCUCCUUUGGCCAAGGAGUUCUUUGCACAAGCAUUCAUAUGAGAAUUGGACUAACUUAAAAACUUUGAUGCCAGCGUUGAAGCCAUGCAAAAGGUCAAGAUCUACCGUAGGAGUUCGCUAUGGCGGCAUCGGCUUGAUUGAUGGUUUAGAGGAAGGAUAACUUUAACUUCUCUGUGGUGUCUUGGCUGGUACAAUCACAAUCAUGUUGGAGGCUCAUCUAGCUAAGGAGUUCUUUGCUCAAGUCUUCGUAUGAGAAUAAGAAACUGUUUGAACGUGGAAUAAAUUGAAAACUUUGAUGCCAGCGUUCAAGCAGGUUAAGAUCUACUGUAUGAUCAUUCGCCGUUUGGUGGCAGUGGCCUAAUUGGUGGUUUAGAGGAAAGACAGUUUUAGAAACGGGUACUUUUGAAAACACCACGGGACCGCUUGGGCAUUUUGCAGCCGUAUACCACCGCGACCAUCCUUUGCUUUAGCAAGCGACCAACGGUGCAGAUGCCUCUCUGCAGACUGAUCACUAUUGUGGGGUAGCCUCAGACACCACUGAACAACUCCGUCACUGUCAUCGAAACCAUUCGAUCUCAUCAUAUUCACAGUCCAUAUUAGACAUGAAUAGUGCCUACAAUAUGACGUAUCGAAUAGAUUGUCUGUCAACAUGGCUGUCAAUGUGCUUUCUUUCACUGGAAGAUUGUUUUAUAAAUAUCUUAACUGAAGCUGAUGAUCAUUGACAACAUCUAUCGUCAGCCAUUUUGUAGAUCUAUCGAGCCCCGAAAUGACGUAAUGUGAGCCCAAAAAUAAAGGUGUUUUUUUUUACGUGAUCGCCCACAGUUCUUGUACGAGUAUAUAACCCUUGAACAACAACAAUAAACCUAAUCAUGUGGAACUUAAUCAUGUGGAACUCAACCAACUACUAAUACCAUGUACUUAAGUAAUCUGAUUUACAUGUAUUUAUGGACUUUUGCAGUAAAAUAACUUAUAUCCAAGCGUAACGUGCGAUCUGCCAUCAACGGCCUCUUUCUGAGCGAAAGUGCUGCACUACAGCGAACAAUUUGUACGCGUGGUUUGUGACAAACAAAACUGUCGGGAAAAUGUGAUUGUGUAUAUUAGACAACUAAUUAUAACAUUAACAAAAAGUUUUUAUCGAAUUAUUAUGUUAGCUAUGUAAAUUGUCAAUAUAGAACAGGAUUUUAUUUUUGCCAAAUAGACUACACGACAUGGUAUUGUUAGGUCCAUCCACCCAGGAGUUUUGAAAAUACUGUUCAGUUAGUUUUGUAUUUGUUUAACUAGCAUUAUCAGUAUUCCAACAUGACAUCGAUUAUCACUUCUACUCCGCCAACGGAAGAUUCGCCAUAAUCAUCCAAAGCUUUAAAGUUUUACUUUAUGAUACUUUCAAGUUAUGUUUUAUUUAUUUGUUUCAAACACUUAUAGACCUGACGUUAUCUAUUCUUGGUCAUGUAUGGUUAUAAACGAGGAAAACCAAAAGUUUAAACUACAAGUUUCCUAAUUUUCUGACCCCUAUUUCAAUAAUACACAGUACACUCUGAAAAUAGUUGGGCCGGAACUACUUUCAUCAUAGAAACAAAUAUCCUCAAAAAAUCAGUAGUUAUGUUGAUAAACCAAACCGAAAUUGGCACAUCGAGGGUGAGACCCCCCCCCCCCCAAACAACUCAGAUAUUGGCAAAUAACUCUAAAAUGACAUCGUCACAAGUCAGGUUGAUUGAAGUGGUUGUUGAUGAGAAUAGAUUAACGCUCUCUUUAAAAAAAAAACAAUGUAUCGUACAUUAACCAAUUAAGGGGAAAUCAAUACGAUUAACUGUCAACAUUAUGCGUAAUUAAUAUUUUCUUCUCCUAGGCUACCCAUCACAAAUAUAAUAAUGAAUGAAAAUAAGAGCUAAAUGUUAAUAAUCACAAGCAAUAAUUUCCAUGGUUGUGGUAAAGGUGUUCGUUUUGUUUAUUUGAGUGUGGAUGUUUUACUGAGUUACUAGUCCGUGGUCCCAAAACAUGUGCUCAUUUUCGCUAGGCCUCGAAAAAAGGGGGAAAAUAAAAGGACUCCAAUUCUCCACACAGGGACAUUUUGUGUACAAAGUCUAUGGGGAACUGUUAUUGUGCAGGGACAAGGAUGCAUUUGCAUCCUGAUGAUGAGAAUGUGAGAAUGCCAGUGUGUCCAAAAUACAUUGCCGUUUUUGUUCACAGAUUUACGUCUUCGUUUUUGCUUUACAAGUUGUGGAAUGUUUUAGUACAUAACAUUAUUAAUGUCACAGAAGUAAUUAAUGGGCAUCAUCACUAUCGUUGAGUUGGGGGGAAAACGUGUGAAAACCCCCAACAAAUCCAAUAGAUCUAGUUACAGUGAUCUGCCUACCAGCGACUUAGCACGAAGAUUGUCUAUUCUAACAAAAACAGUUUAAGCCUGUUAUACCAUGCUCUUUCGGAGACGUAGGUGGCAGUAGACAGACCAGGUAUAAUAGAGGGCACCACAAACAUGAACAUAAUUAUUUUAUGCAAUACACUGUGCAACAAGAACGGGAGGGAAUUGUUUUCUCUGAAGAACCUUUAACAAUUUUAGGAACAAAAGUAUUUACGUUAUGUCCAAUUGUACAGUAACAGAAAAGUGAAUCAAUAAUUGCCUAUUUUCAUUUCUUAUGCUAUCUCUUGUUUAACUUCUAUGUAAAGUUGUUUAUUGUUUACUCUGGUUGCCGUGGUUUAAUUCCGUACAUAAUGGUGCAUUUCCAUCCACUAUGCAUGUUUAUCGGUCAAGAUUUGUUGUUUCCGUAAAAAAUAUAUACGUAUAAAAAACAACACUUAACAUUUCAGUUUAUAAGAGAUAACUUUUCUUUUCCAGAAAAGUCGUUUGACUGUAAAAUCAUUCAUUUGAAAGUCACCCUGGGAAAUAAAUAAUUAAUUCAAAGUCAAUAAUAAAAAAUAAUAAAAAAUUCA
Messenger RNA from Asterias rubens (European starfish), 4596 nucleotides. RefSeq names its product neuronal acetylcholine receptor subunit alpha-2-like. NCBI's taxonomy places the organism in Eukaryota, Metazoa, Echinodermata, Asteroidea, Forcipulatida, Asteriidae. Gene Ontology annotation, biological process: signal transduction; monoatomic ion transmembrane transport; chemical synaptic transmission. Gene Ontology annotation, molecular function: acetylcholine-gated monoatomic cation-selective channel activity; transmembrane signaling receptor activity. Bases 1 to 1710 code for a protein of 569 amino acids. The transcript has 8 exons. Gene Ontology annotation, cellular component: postsynaptic membrane; neuron projection; synapse. The record is from RefSeq and is a predicted model, not a curated record.